UCACUGCUGCUGACCAGCUGGACUUAAGUAAAGGAGCAGAGGUCUGGGAUCCUCAUUCUGAACCUCACUCAGUCACUGCGGACACACAAGAGAGAAAAUCAUCUUAGCAACAAAAGAUAAAAUGCAGAAGCUACAACCACUUCUUCUAGCGGCCCUGGUGUGUUGCUGGAUCUCCGGUAGCCAAACCAACCGCGUCUACAUUCACCCCUUCCACCUUUUUGCUGUUGACAAUGUCAGCUGUGAGACUCUGCAAGGCUCCGCCGUGAAGCCUCUCGAAACCGUCGCCGUGGAGGCCCUUGAUGUCGAAGUUUUGACCCCUGACAGCAGGGACCGGUCAAGUCUGGAUCCACAGAAGCAGAACAUGACAGAGAGGACUGCAGUCCUGGCUGGCCUGCUGAAUCCUCUGGGUCUGAGGAUGUACCAUGCCCUCAGCAAAAAACAGAACAACACCCUCUUCUCUCCAGUCAACACUUUUGGCUCACUUGUUGCCUUCUACCUCGGAGCGUCUAAGAAGACGGCACGCUCUUUUCAGGAGUUUCUAGGCCUCAGUAGCGGUACCGACAGAGAGGACUGUGUAUCUUUAGUAGACGGACAUAAGAUCCUCAGUACACUACAAGACAUUAACUCUCUGGUGGACGAUGGGUCUAGAGAUGAAAUCACCACUCAGGUCUGGGCCUUUGCACGGAGCGACGCUCAGCUAUCUAGAGACUUUAUUCAGGGAACACAAGACUUCUCAGACAAAUCGUUUAUCCGAGGCGUGGACUUCUCGAAGCAUGAGGAGACGGAAACACUGGUGAACAGCUUUGUGGAGAAAACGUCGGACGGGAAAGUGACGAACGUCUUCAAAGACCUGAACCCAAGCAACAAAUUUCUCUUCAUCUCAUCCUUCAGCUUCAAAGGCAACUGGAUGACAGCUUUCCAACCAGAUAAGGUCUCCAUGGAGGAGUUUCAUGUGGACGAGACAACAAAAGUAACGACUUCAACAAUGACACGCACUUAUCACUACCACUACCUGAAUGACAAGGUGAAUAGGUGCACUGUUGUGAAGCUGUCUCUCAGUAAACAGAGCCACAUGUUGCUCAUUCUACCUCACGAAGGAACAACCCUCGGUCAUAUAGAGGACAAACUGCUCGCCAACCUGAUGGGUGUCUGGCACAAGAAGCUCCAGGAAGGUUUGUUGGAGCUGUCCCUCCCUAAGUUCUCCCUGUCUUCUCUGAUUGACAUCCAUGACCUACUGACCACCAUGAAUCGCCCUCUUGGGCUCACGCUCUUGGGCUCCCAGGCCGAGUUCACCCGGCUCAGCAACACCAGCCCUUUCUCCAUAGACAAGGCCAUGAACAACGUGAUGUUUGAGAUGUCAGGGGAAGCAGCAGAACCUCAGGCCAGGACUACAGAAGCAGGCGUCGCUUUGAGGCUGUCCAUCAACAGACCGUUCUUUUUCUCCAUUAUAGAGGAGCAUUACGAAUCGAUCCUGCUGCUGGGAAAGAUCUCCAACCCUACCCUCUAAAGCUGCUUGAUACUGAACAAAUGACCAGACCAUCAAAGUGCUGCUGCGUCUGAAAGAAAUGACCAGACGGCAUAGACAAGAAAUGAAGCUACAGUUUUAUCUCUUUUAGUAUUAAACAGUGUUAUGGCUACUCAAGGUCAGCACACAGAAAGUUA
Molecule: messenger RNA, 1662 nt
Organism: Xiphophorus maculatus (southern platyfish)
Lineage: Eukaryota; Metazoa; Chordata; Actinopteri; Cyprinodontiformes; Poeciliidae
Gene: agt
Product: angiotensinogen
Exons: 7
Coding region: 122-1507 (461 amino acids)
Biological process (GO): regulation of systemic arterial blood pressure by renin-angiotensin
Molecular function (GO): serine-type endopeptidase inhibitor activity
Source: RefSeq, a predicted model, not a curated record